CACGCACGAUGGCCACGAUAUAUUUCACGUGAAAACGUUGGACGAGGACGCGAAGCACGUAUGAUUUGUAUUUGAAUUUUUCUGAUCAUAUACACUAAUGGGCAAGAGAUACUAUUGUGACUAUUGUGAUAGAUCCUUCAAGGACGACGUCGAAGCUCGUAAGAAACACUUGUCUAGUCUACAGCACAUGAAAAAUCGAGCGGAUCAUUACAGCGUUUUCAAAGAUCCAGAGACAAUAUUGAAGGAGGAAUGCCAGAAAACCCCGUGUAAACGUUACAUGACCAUUGGAGACUGUGCUUUCGGUCUUGGUUGUCGAUUCUCGCAUUACUCGCAACACAUGAUAUCGGUACUAGAACGACUUGUCGCAACAAAGAAUUCUAAAGACAUCACGUCACCCAAGGGUGGAUGGCCAAAUACGGAAGAUAUCAUCAAGGAAUACUUCGAAAAUGUGACGGACUCGAUCGACACCGAGGAAUUUAAUUAUCCGGUUUGGAGUACACCAUCGCAAUUACUCGAUUAUCCAAAUUUACCGGCUUCUCUGUGGCCCGGCACGGCCGAAAGCGCGGCAAGCAGCAAUUUUAGCAAAUGGGGUUAAUGUUGAUACAAAUAUAUAUUUUC
Dinoponera quadriceps is the source of this 618-nucleotide messenger RNA. RefSeq names its product zinc finger matrin-type protein 5. Gene Ontology annotation, cellular component: nucleus; U12-type spliceosomal complex. Gene Ontology annotation, molecular function: nucleic acid binding; zinc ion binding. NCBI's taxonomy places the organism in Eukaryota, Metazoa, Arthropoda, Insecta, Hymenoptera, Formicidae. The record is from RefSeq and is a predicted model, not a curated record. The transcript is spliced from 4 exons. Bases 98 to 595 code for a protein of 165 amino acids.